UCUACAGAAGAACCACACCCUGAGGCCAAGAAGGCAUCCACGGGCCCGGCUUCUCGGCCUUUGCCCACAACUUCCACUCCGUCCGCUAGCAAGUCGGUCGUGACUAAACCGCCCCCACCAGCCCCUUCUAGCUCUAAGCCUGACAAGGUCCACAAGGGAGAGGUCAAGUCACAAACGGCAGGCCAAACGGGACGGAAGAGAAAUACUCACAAACCAUCUACCCGGACAAUCUUCGGGUAUCAAUCAUCGACAAGGCUGAACCGGAAUGUUGCUAUUCGAAGAUCGUCUGAGGGAGCUUGUCUUCACGGGAGAGGGUGACCCACGACGUAUGCAAUUCGGCAGUGCAACCGUUUACAAAGGCGUGAAAGUCAUGUGCUGUUAGAACCAUGAAUCUAAGGAUUACCUGAUCACCGCAGUACCCGGCUUUCGCGACCUCUGGCAGGGAUGUGAUCUAGCGGCUGUAUCCUUAAAGGACAUGCCCUGCCGUAAGGUAUUGACAGCUUGGGUGCCACCACCAUCCGUGGAUCCGGCACGCAUCCUGACAAUACUGGGCAAGCAGAACCCCAACCUCAAAACGGACAACUGGCGUCUUGUCAGUUCAAACACUGAGGGAGGGGGCCUGGUCAUCAAAGUAUCUAUGGAUACGGAUGGCCAGGAAUAGCUUCAAGCUCGUGGGGGAAAAUUGCAUUUCGGCGCUGGAUGGAUCCGCUUCCAUCUAACGCCGUUGCAUUAGGUGGAAGAAAACAGCGGCUACUUAGCAUCAUGCAGAUUAAUCUGCAUCACUGCAAAGCUGCUGCUGCCGAACUCCUCCUAUCCCUCUCGAAAGCUGAAGUAGACAUAGCUCUGGUUCAGGAAUCCUAUAUAUACAAUAAUAGGGUAACUGGACUAGGGAGUGGGCAGUACGUCUCUUAUGCGAUCUCCAAUGGUGAUAAGUGGAGGAGACGUUACGGUAUAUCUCUCUAUCUACCGUACGAGCGACCUGACGCACCUGGACAUGAAGUAGAGGAGCUGCUCGAAGAUCUGGCUGACAAAGGACAUAUAAUCAUAGGUUGUGAUGCCAACGCACACCACUUCCAAUGGGGCAGCAACGAUAUCAACGUCAGAUGUGGACUGGAUAUGCAAGCAGUCAGUCAAAAUGAUACGUACUUUGGCAUAUGAUCCAACUGGAGUUAUUUAUUUCAACACAAACCCUACAAACAGCUUCCACAAAGAAUUGGAAGGAGAUUCUCAGUUAAAGUUCAUUUAAAAACUGGCAACAUCUACUGGAUUUAAAAAGACUCCCUGCAGACUGUCAUUCUUUCUAUGACAAUAUUCCUUUUCAAAAGUAGUUUUAAAAUGUAAUUCAUAAUUAACAAAAUUACAUAAUAAAUAAAAAAUAUAUAACUGAACUUACUUAUGAAUAUAUGUAUAAGAAAUGCAAUUAAUAAGGAAAAUCUUUAAUUUAAAAUUUUAAUUAUUUUAACCAAUGGACGUAGGUUUUAUAAUCAAUUAUUAAUUCAUUUACUUUCUUAAUGACAAAAAAACGUUUACAAUUUUACAAAACACCUUAUUAUUAUGUUUAAGCCUAUUUAUUUUGGAUACCCCUUUUUGUGUUUCACAAAAACAGAAGUCAAAAAGACGUAUCUAACAUAACUCUCAAAUAAUAGAAAAUAAGUAAAAAAGCUGUAAGUUUGUCCGGGCCGAUCUUUGAAAACCCUCAACCAUUUGAAAUGAUUUUGGCAAUUCAAAAAAAAAAUAAAAUCCGUUAAAAAUUUUGU
Molecule: messenger RNA, 1757 nt
Organism: Musca domestica (house fly)
Lineage: Eukaryota; Metazoa; Arthropoda; Insecta; Diptera; Muscidae
Exons: 3
Coding region: 700-1158 (152 amino acids)
Molecular function (GO): catalytic activity
Source: RefSeq, a predicted model, not a curated record